Suncus etruscus (white-toothed pygmy shrew) is the source of this 736-nucleotide messenger RNA. It is a transcript of the gene PPP1R1A, whose product is annotated as protein phosphatase 1 regulatory inhibitor subunit 1A. Lineage: Eukaryota; Metazoa; Chordata; Mammalia; Eulipotyphla; Soricidae. Gene Ontology annotation, biological process: intracellular signal transduction. The transcript has 7 exons. The record is from RefSeq and is a predicted model, not a curated record. Gene Ontology annotation, molecular function: protein phosphatase inhibitor activity. Gene Ontology annotation, cellular component: cytoplasm. Bases 98 to 601 code for a protein of 167 amino acids.
GCCGCGGAGCGCGCCGGGCUGGGGCCGGCGCCCGAGCGCAGUGGAGAGGCAGCGCGCGCGCCCCAGCCCGAGUCCCGCCGGGGGCGCCGCCCCGACUAUGGAGCCGGACCACAGCCCCCGAAAGAUCCAGUUCACCGUCCCGCUGCUGGAGCCGCACCUUGACCCCGAGGCAGCGGAGCAGAUUCGGAGGCGCCGGCCCACCCCUGCCACUCUUGUGCUGACGAGUGACCAGUCAUCCCCAGAAAUUGAUGAAGACAGGAUCCCCAAUCCACUUCUCAAGUCCACUUUGUCCAUGUCUCCACGGCAACGGAAGAAGGUGACGAGGAUCACACCCACUAUGAAAGAGCUGCAGAUGAUGGUUGAACAUCACCUGGGGCAACAGCAGCAAGGAGAGGAACCAGAGGGUGCCACUGGGAGCACUGAGACCCAAGAGCCCUGCCCAACUGGGAUCACAGACGUGGAAUCAAAGCUGGGCACCUCUGGGAAAGUGCACGAGCCUGCUGAAUCCAUCCCUAAAAUUCUGGAGCAGGACAGUGAGGAACAAAGCACAGAGGAACCCUCAGCCCAUACCCCACCAUUGGGUUCCCAGGGAGCCAAGUAGGUUUGAGAGAAAGAGGAAACCUGUAACCAAGACUGCUAUUGGGAAUGCAUGGACAUUUUGAUCUGUUUCUUAUUUCUUCACUUUUGGGGGGAAAAAAAUCUCAUUUUUAAAAAGUGAUAAAUUUGGUGUUAGGUA